Messenger RNA from Encephalitozoon intestinalis ATCC 50506, 5979 nucleotides. Its product is annotated as U5 snRNP pre-mRNA splicing factor Prp8. Gene Ontology annotation, biological process: mRNA splicing, via spliceosome; spliceosomal tri-snRNP complex assembly. The transcript has a single exon. Gene Ontology annotation, cellular component: catalytic step 2 spliceosome; U5 snRNP. Lineage: Eukaryota; Fungi; Microsporidia; Unikaryonidae. Bases 1 to 5979 code for a protein of 1992 amino acids. Gene Ontology annotation, molecular function: U1 snRNA binding; pre-mRNA intronic binding; U2 snRNA binding. The record is from RefSeq and is a predicted model, not a curated record.
AUGCCUUCUAGUGUUAGAAAGGAAAGGAUGCCGCCAGAACAUCUUCGAAGAAUAAUAAGGACAUCAAAAGACAUGCAUCCUUCCUUCAUGGGAGCAAUGAGGUACAUGCCGUAUGCACUUCAUAAUCUUGUGAGGUCGAUGCCAAUGCCAUGGGAGUCGAUCAGAUAUGUGGAUGUUGUAUACCAUGUUUCUGGGCUGGUGACCUUUGUCACAGAGAAGAGGAGAGUAGAUGUAGAAGAGUACAAGAAUAGAUGGAGCCAUGCAAGUAUGUUGUUUUCUUCAGAGGAAAGAAAAAGAGGACUUGUACGUGUUCUGAGAUACCCUGUGUUUGAUGACGACGAACCAGUAGUGGACUAUGGAAGUAUAAUUGGCCUCCCUGUUCCAACUGCUAUUGGGAGUCAAGACAACAUAAAGUGGAAGGAAGACUUUAGAGAUGUGGACGAGGGAUAUCUGUUUAAUUGCAAAGCAUUCUUGAUAAGCAGGCAUGUAGGUGUGCAGCUUGAGAAUGGGCCUUAUGUUACUGAGAGGAGUGGAAAUGAUGUGAAUAUAAUGGAGAGGGAGCCUGGGCUCGAAAGGAUAGCUUAUCCUUAUCUUUACAACAGAAGUACAAGGGUACAAGUUUUGGAAAAAACUCAUUUGGAUGCUAUAAGUCCAUUUAGAAGGGAGAAGAGAGAGGAUGGCAGGAGAAAAAAGGAAAGACAUCCGGCCGACAUCCCAUUGCUGAAAGGGGAGUGCUUGAGAGAAAGGACGGACGAGGGUCCCAAGGUCCGAAACCUUCUCAGGAACUAUGCAAGGAUCACAGAGAAGAAGACAAAGAAGAGGCCUCCUAGCCACAUUCUUAAGAAGCUGAAAAAUACAAGAUAUUUCCAAAGGACAGAGAUAGACUGGGUUGAGGCGGGGCUCCAAUUGGUGUAUCAAGGGCACAGGAUGCUUAGCGAAGUGUUGAGAAGGAAGAAGCUUAGCUAUCUCAUUCUUGACUGGAACUUCAAUUUGAAGCCUAUUCGGCAACUGACGACAAAAGAAAGAAAGAAGUCCCGAGUCGGAACAUCUUAUCAUCUAACAAGAGAAAUGCUUAAGCUUGUGAAGCAUCUUGUGGAUAUCCACGUUCUGUUUAGACAAGGAAACAUUGACGGAUAUGAACUGAUGGCGAAUGUAGAUCAUGUGCUUAACAAUGUUGGGGUUCUGACAGGAAUAUACAGGUACAAGUAUAAGCUUAUGAAGCAGAUCAAGCAAUGCAAGUCAUGGAAGAGGCUUUCGGAUUACAUAGGAUUUAAAGGAUGGGGAGAGCAGUGGAGGACGUGGUGCUUUAUGUUCCGGGGACACAUUCCGUUGCUUGGAAGAUAUAUUUCUGGGCUGGUUACAAGGAUUGCGGAAGGAAGGGACUAUAAUCCAAAGCCUCUAUCGAAGCAACGAAGCGAGAGUGGAUAUGAUGUUGCACUAAAGAGGCAGAUUAUGGCCGAAGUUUCGUCUGUGCUCCAUCCGACACAAGUAAGGAGGCUUCUCCAGCAUUUUAGUGAAGCGUGGAGAUGUUGGAAGGCAAAUGUUCCCUACCAUAUUGUACAUGAGCACAUCAAGGAACUAGGAAUAAGAAGAAGUGCUUCUUUAUCUCUUGAGCAAGAGGGCCUGAAAGGAACUUCAGAGACUACGAUUGUAAACCUGGAGGCUAUCAGGCCUAUGGUUGAUACUCUCCAAGAGGGGGAGGGAAAUACAACGAUAUCUUCUAAGCAGAGUGUGGUUACAUUUUCAGAUAACUUUGUGUUGAAUAUACAGGAGCAGGGGAAAAUGGCAGGAGUCAAGCAUCAGAAGGAACUUUUUGAAUUGCAGGGGAUAAUAGACAGAUACGUUCGGCUGAGGUCUGGAUGGUAUAUUGAGAGUGCGAUUAACGGGGGAGAGAAGAGUAAAAAGGGAGAGAAGAAGCGUCUUGGAAAGAUUACAAGGCUAUAUAUGAAGGAACGGAUGGCUGAGCAAGCGGAGUAUUUGAGCCAGCCGUUUCUCAAAGCAGCAGAGGCUGUUGCUAUCUACAAGCUUUCUGCGGAAUACUUCAGGAGCAAAGGAACAGGGAAGAUAUUGUUUCCUGAGAAGAAUGAGGAGAAGUUCUUGAGCAUUGCAGUGGACAGGCUUAAGAAGAAUGCAACGGCCGAGGAAUGCGAGUUUUUCGACAAGGCGCUGGAGGACUCUGCCGACACCAUUUUCAAGAUAAAAAAGUCAUUGCUUACUCAAAGAUCGUUCAAAGAGGUUUCUGUUACUCUAAAGAGAUAUGGAAGCGGGGGAAUUGAAUACUACCAUGUAUCGUACAUGGAGAGGCUUGUGGAUGCAUUUCUUUGUGCAUACCUGUUCUACGAAUCCGAGAGGCUCAACAUCUUCCCUGAGUUUAUCAAGCCUGGAGACGAGAUGGACUUAAAGGCCCUGAUGGACUUAUGCGAGAAAAUUUCAUCAUUCAGUGGAGUAGAUGGGGAAAGAGUUGUACUUUACGAGGGAAAAUACUCGGGGAUUAUGAAGAUGAUAGAUAACAACCUCCUUUCGAAGCUGCUGAAGCUUGUUUUGGACCCUACUUUGGCGGAUUACAUCAUAAGCAGAAACAACUGCUUAGUUUUCUACAAGGAUAUGAGGUACACCAACCAUGUUGGGUUUAUCAAAGGAUUUCAGCUUUCUGCGUUUGUAUAUAAGUUUUAUUCGUUUAUCAUCGACCUGUGUGUUUUAGGAGAAGAUGUUUUCAUGGACGAGAAAAGUAGCAUAAAGCUGUACUUUAGGCAUAUGGACGAUGUCUACAUCCUUUUUAAACUAAAGAAAGAGGAAGAAAGCGCCUUACUCUCUGACUAUGGAAAGGGAACUGAAUGGUUUGAAGAUGUGAUGAAAGAUCGAAGAGGAAACUACUUCGAUGGGAUUUGUGGGAAUCUUUAUGAUGAAGAGACUGAGGAAUUUGAUAGUAGCAAUGGCAGGGAGAGACUGAAACUUUUAGAGAAGUGUGUUCAUGCCGAGGUUGCGACGAGACUAUUACCUUCUUUAGGGAGAAUCAGAUUCCGAGGAUGUAGUAUAUUCCCAGGUGUUAAGUUCUCGAUGGGGGGAAUUGAUGUGAUGAUUUCUUCAAAGAAGAUCCAUGAAAGAAGCUCAUGGAAGCUUGAGAAUGGGAUGUAUGCAAACUUGGCUGUGAGUGACAAGAGUGUAGAAAUGUUUGAAAGUAAUAUAAUGCAUAUUGUGAACACGAGUGGAUCUGCCACAUUUCUCAAGGUGGCAACAAGAUGGAAUACACAGAUUCUUUCGUUUACAAUGUACUACAGAGAGUGCAUCUGUGACACUCAGGGGCUGGAGGAGAGGCUUAGAAAAGCUGAAUGUAUGAUACAGAAUGUUGUGAAGAAAGGAAUAAACUCGAAGAUGCCGGUGAGGUUUCCACCUGUUAUGUUCUAUGCACCUAAGGAGAUGGGAGGACUAGGGAUGCUAAGUGCUGGAGGAGUCCGGCUUUUUCAGGAAGAUGUUUCGGACAUGGAGGAAGAGAAGCAUAAGACCAUUCCAGGGAUUCUGGACUAUACAUCCCGAUGGGACGAUGAGUUUUCUGAGUCAAGCAGAGUGUGGACGGAGUAUGGGAGGAGUGGAAAGAUAGAACCUGAAAAGGGGAUUCCACGAAUGAGUACUCUUCUUCAAAGAAGUAGAUGGCUACUGUAUGACAGGGGAUUUAGGAUUAUUAGCAUGUUUAAGAAAUAUUCAAGCAAUCCCGAAUGGUUUUGGUUUACAGAUGCAAGGCAUGAUGGGAAGCUAUGGAGUAUGGAGGGAUUCACAGCAGAUGUUUUAAAAGUCCUUGGAGGGCUUGAAGGGAUUGCAGACCACACGCUGUUUGGGGCGACGUAUUUCAGAAGCUUCAGCAAGGUGUUUUGGGAGGACAGUGUUGCUGGAGGGUAUAGACGUCUGACAAACGCCCAGAAGAUGGGGUUGAGCCAAGUUCCCAACAGAAGAUUCAUCUUGUGGUGGUCACCAACUAUCAACAGGGGAAAUGUAUAUGUUGGAUAUCAGGUUCAAUUGGACCAAACGGGAGUGUUUAUGCACGGAAAGCUACCGACGUUGAAGAUUUCGUUUGUUCAGAUAUUCCGAAACCAUCUGUGGAAGAGAAUCCAUGAGAGUGUUGUUAAGGACUUGUGUGAUAUGUUUAAGAAGUACUGUGAUACUAAGAGGCUGGAAGUACACGGGAAGAAAAGUUACAGGUUUGGAAGCAGCUGUGCAGACAUCCUUCUGUCGGGGGAUUUCUAUGUUCAGUCUCCUAUGUGUAUUUCUGAAGAGACGGAGGGAGAUGGAGAGAGAUGUGAUGGAUUGUGGAUUGAUGUUCAGCUGAGAUGGGGAGACUAUGACAAAAGGAAUUCCCGUAAAUAUGCAAGGGUAAGGUUUGCUGAGUGUGUUAGAGAUCCUCAGACUCGAUAUCCGGUCCAGAAUGGAUUUAUCAUAGUUCUCGAUCUUUGUUACAAUACAUGGAGUGCAUAUGGAAAUCUGAAUGGAGAGCUAAAUACUGUGAUAAGAGACUCGAUGGAGAAGAUCUUGAUGGAGAAUUCGAUGCUUCAUGUGCUUCGGGAGAGGCUUAGGAAGGCACUUCAGCUGUACACUUCCGAUGUUGAGGUGGUUAAUAACAGUGGGGAGAUGUUUAACUCCGGGCUUCUGGUUGACGUCAAGGCAUUGCUUAAGAAGGAAAAGAUGCUGUUUAUCUUUGAUCCUGGAAGUGGAAAUCUGUAUUUCAAAAGUUACUCUGGAGAGAGCAAAAAGAUCCGGCAGAUAAGGUUUCUUGCAGCCCAAGAUAUAUUUUUGAUGGGUGAGGAGCUUAAGAAGAGAAGUGUUGUUGUCUCUGAAGACAUGGUGGAUGCAAUGGAGAACUUUAGUAUAGACCACCCAUCUAUAUCGGUGAAAACAUGUCUAUCAAUACCACCAUUUUCUAAUUUGGUGAAACUCAAAGGGUUCGAAAAAGAAAAAUGUGUUCGAAGCAUUAAUCUAUAUGAGAAGUGGCGUGAAACAAGCAGGUUUACGAAUUUCUGCAGGCUUCUCCUUGUGGUGCACGGAAUGGAUGUUGAUGAAACAAGAGUCAAGGAUCUUGGAAUUAAUGAGAUAUGGCCUGAGAUAAGUGACUCUGAAUGGAUAAAAAAGGAGAUUGAGCUGAAGGAUCUCAUAGUUGAAAGUUACUGUACUAUUUAUGGAAUAGAGCCUUCUAGUUUGUCUCAGAAUGAGAUAAGAGACAUAGUGUUUGGGUUUAAAGCGGGUUUGGGACGAGAGGAAGAGGGAAAGGUUAUAGACACAGAGAUAAAGAAUAGUAAAAUGGUGUUCAACAGGCCAGGACAUGUGUCUUUUGGAGGUAGUGAUGGAUGGAGAAGCAGAUAUGUGAAACUGGACAGAAUGAGCAAAAGUGGGGAUCUUGAAAGAUGGAUUUUGGAGAUGCUGGAGAAAGGAAACUGUAAAACAGAAUUCUUAGACCAAGUUGAUGAAAGAAAAAUCCUGAAGAUUCCUUUGAACCUCGUCAGGAAGUUCAUGGAGAUAAUGGAUCCCCACGUCUUAGUCUUUGGAUUGGUGGUUGGGGGAGAUCCGAUCUCCUUUGGGCUUGUUCCUCAAUUUUCGUCAUUAUCUGUGAUUCACUCCUCGUUAUUUACUCCUGAGUCCAAUAUUGUUGGAGUGGUAAUGAAUGGAAACAACCUCCAAACUGUAGAUCUCCUGCAUGAAAGGUACAAAAUAAUUGACGGACUAGCCAUACUCAUCGAUGAUAGGAUAAAGGUGAUGAAAAAAGAGGAAUGUGGUUGGAAAGAGAUGGAAUUUGUGCUGACUGGAGACAUGGGGGUUUUUCUUAUUCCCGAGAUGUGGAACUACAACUUUGCAAGACCAUUCUACGAUGACAGCUUGAAAUACACAUGGAGAAUAGGGGCUCCUCAGGGAUUCUAUGAUGGAUCUUGCAGAGUUGGGCAUUUUUCGAAGUUCUGGAAAGACCGGGAUCGAGAGGAAGAGUGGGAAGAGAAUUAA